Sclerotinia sclerotiorum 1980 UF-70 is the source of this 102-nucleotide messenger RNA. RefSeq lists its product with no specific name. The coding region runs from base 1 to 102 and encodes 33 amino acids. The record is from RefSeq and is a predicted model, not a curated record. Lineage: Eukaryota; Fungi; Ascomycota; Leotiomycetes; Helotiales; Sclerotiniaceae. The transcript is spliced from 3 exons.
AUGUCUAUGCUUGUGAGCAGUGAGGUAGACCUCGGACUUCAAGGCGACUACCCCGCUGUCAAAAAUGAAGCUAUUGGAGAGUUGGUCAAUGAUGUAUAUUAA